UGCAGACUGCUUCUUAAAACAUUUGUAAAGGAAUGGGUCGCUCUCAGGAGCUCAGUGGAUUCAAGCGUAGUACCGUGAUAGGUUGCCACCUGUGUAAUAAGUCCAUCUGUGAAGUUUCCUUGCUACUAAAUAUUCCAUGGUCAACUGUUAGAGGCAUUAUAACAAGGUGGAAUCAACUGGGAACAACAGCAACUCAGCCACGAAGUGGUAGGCCAUGUAAAAUGACAGAGCGGGAUCAACACAUGCUGAAGCGCAUAGUGCGCAGAAGUCGCCAACUGUCUGUAGAGUCAAAAGCUAAAGACCUCCAAACCUUGUGUGACUUUCAGAUUAGCACAAAAAACAGUGUGGAACUCUUAAGGCAUAUGAGGGUGGCCUGUUCCUGUUCCAACAUGACUGCGCACCAG
Messenger RNA from Staurois parvus, 404 nucleotides. The record is from the annotation of a GenBank genome assembly. Lineage: Eukaryota; Metazoa; Chordata; Amphibia; Anura; Ranidae.